Molecule: messenger RNA, 1735 nt
Organism: Xyrauchen texanus (razorback sucker)
Lineage: Eukaryota; Metazoa; Chordata; Actinopteri; Cypriniformes; Catostomidae
Product: utrophin-like
Exons: 15
Coding region: 218-1624 (468 amino acids)
Biological process (GO): synaptic signaling
Cellular component (GO): plasma membrane
Molecular function (GO): zinc ion binding; protein binding
Source: RefSeq, a predicted model, not a curated record
CCAGGUGUCGGCAUGCAAGCCAGAAUUGAGGUAGGCGAUGAAAACAUGAUGAAACUAAAAGACAGUCCAGGAAGAGAAGAUCCGUCAGCUGGCUCAAGCAGUGCAGGAUCAGGCCUUUGAGUUUCAGCAGCACUGGGAGAGGUUCAGUGCCCAGGCCGCCAGCUGGCAGUAUGAGGUCGACUGGGCACUGGGUAAACUCCAGGACAUUCAAGAUGCCAUGGACCAGCUGGACCUUGGCCUGGCUGAGAUGAAGAAUAAGGGCUUGCACUCUGAGGAACAAACCAUGGUUGACUGCAUAUUGGAGAACAUCGAUGAGACUGCUAUGGUUUCAGUUUCUCCUGCACAGCCUCAGAAUUCCAGGAUUGACCUAGAAAUCUCACAGGGUACCUUGGUUGAUCAUCACAGACUGUUACGAUACUCUCAAACUGGUAACAAAUAUUCGUCCCACGACUUCUUGUCGGUUUCCGUUCAGUUCCCAUGGCAGAGGGCUGUUUUUCGUAAUAGCAUCCCUUAUUAUAUCAAUCAUGAGCAGCAGACCACGUCCUGGGAUCAUCCAAAAAUGACACAGCUAUUUCAAUCAAUGGCUGCUCUGAGUCAUGUGCGUUUCUCUGCAUACCGUACGGCUAUGAAGAGCCGCCGGAUACAGAAAGCCCUCUGCCUGGACCUUUUGGAGCUAAGUGUUGCCCAGAGCAUCUUUGAUCAACAUAAUUUCACUCAUAAAGGGCGGCUGCUAGAGAUUUCAGACAUCAUUAACUGUCUCUGCACAGUCUAUAAAGAACUUCAGCAGGUUCAUCCAGACCUGAACGUCCCUCUAUGUGUGGACCUGUGUCUCAACUGGCUUCUGAAAGUCUAUGACAGUGGCAGAAGUGGAAAAGUUCAAGUGCUGUCCAUGAAGAUCGGCUUGUUCUCUCUUUCGAAAGGACACCUAAAGGAUAAGUACAAAUAUCUGUUCGCUCAGGUGGCCAGUGCUUCAGGGUUUUGUAGUCAGAGGCAGCUUGCUUCACUGCUACACAACAGCAUCCAAAUCCCACAUCAGCUCGGAGAGGCGGCCGCUUUUGGAGGCAGUAACAUGGAGCCCAGUGUACGCAGCUGCUUUCAGCAUGUUGGCAGCGAAGAUUUCAUUGAGCUUCAACAGUUUGUGGACUGGAUGCAUUUGGAGCCGCAGUCGAUGGUGUGGCUGCCUGUUCUUCAUAGAGUCGUUGCAGCAGAAACGGCCAAGCAUCAAGCCAAAUGUAACAUCUGUAAAGAGUGUCCCAUGGUGGGCUUCAGGUAUCGGAGUCUGAAGCACUUCAACUACAACGUCUGUCAGAUGUGUUUUUUCUCUGGAAAGGUUACGAAAGAUCAUCAUCUCAGCUAUCCAAUGGUGGAGUACUGCACCCCUACGACCUCUGGAGAAGAUGUACGUGACUUCACCAAAGUGCUGAAAAACAAAUUCCGCUCAAAGAAGUACUUCACCAAACACCCACGGAUUGGAUACCUGCCUGUGCAGACCAUUCUAGAGAAAGAGCAUUUCGAAACCCCCGUCACAUUUCUAAGCAUGUGUCCAGAGGAUUAUGAGUCAACCCAGAUAGAUGGAGAAUCCAGUGCCACCUUGCCUGGACCGGAAUCACACCCGGACAUGUGAUCAAAAGGACAUGUGAACCACACCUGAUUUUUUUCGUUCAUGUGCAGAACAGUUUGCCAUUCUGUCACUCAUACAAUCUUAUUGUGAUGCCUGAACUGACUGAAAGAUGAG